AAUUCUUUACUUUAAUCUUAAACCUGAUUUGGGUUAAAUUCUAAUUCCUUUUCCAAGUCUCAGCUAGAAAAUGCAGGACAAUCAGGGCCAUGGCUUCACCUACAGUCUCAGCUCCCAAAAGAGAGAAAGAUCCAAAAAAACGAAUUGUUAUAACAGGAAUGGGGCUUGUGUCAGUUUUUGGAAUUGACAUUGAUGCAUUCUACAAUAAACUUCUUGAGGGAGAGAGUGGUAUCGGCCUCAUUGAUAGGUUUGAUGCUUCAAGCUUUUCUGUUCGAUUUGGUGGUCAGAUACGUGAUUUUUCUUCCAAAGGCUACAUUGAUGGCAAGAAUGAUCGCCGUCUAGAUGACUGCUGGAGGUACUGCAUUGUUGCUGGAAGAAGGGCCCUUGAUGAUGCCAACUUGGGUCCUCAAGUGAACUACGUGAAUGCUCAUGCCACAUCAACACUAGCAGGUGAUUUGGCUGAGGUUAAUGCAAUCAAGAAGGUGUUUAAGGACACUUCGGAGAUGAAGAUGAAUGGGACAAAGUCAAUGAUUGGACAUGGGCUUGGAGCUGCUGGUGGAUUGGAAGCCAUAGCAACCAUAAAAGCUAUCACGACUGGCUGGUUGCACCCAACUAUUAACCAGGAUAACUUGGAGCCUGAUGUCACAAUUGAUACUGUUCCCAAUGUGAAGAAGAAGCAUGAAGUCAAUGUUGCAAUAUCUAAUUCAUUUGGCUUCGGCGGACACAAUGCAGUUGUGGUUUUUGCCCCUUUCAUGCCUUAAAGAACAAUUAAUUCAUGCCAACUUGUUUUCAUUCUGCCUUAAAAAUAUGACUGAUUUGCAGAUGUUUAAUCUUGCUGAGUGACAAGAUAAGACACAGGUAUCAGAAGCAUAUUUGUUCUGACAAGUUUUGAAAAUUACGCAAAUUCACCACCAUCUUUUCAUCUUGUAAUUGAAUUCAAUGAUGAAUUUUUCUUCACUCAAUAAAAUCAACAUAUCAUUUUCCC
This is a messenger RNA of Rubroshorea leprosula, 985 nucleotides long. The record is from the annotation of a GenBank genome assembly. Lineage: Eukaryota; Viridiplantae; Streptophyta; Magnoliopsida; Malvales; Dipterocarpaceae.